CUUCUUUUCAAUUGUCUCUCUCCCGUUCCUUUGGAUCUCUCUCUCUCUCCCGCGCUGAGCUCAGAUCAUCUGAAGCAAAGCAUUUCUGCUUCUGCUACACCCGCAACUUCUUCUCCUUCUCGCUCUAGGGUUUUCACUCCUUUUUGGAGCCUUGAAUUGCUGGUUAACCGGUUCGUUUUUUCUUUUUGUGCUGAAUUUUGAAGUUGGAGCUUGAUCUUCGAUUUGGGGUUUUGCUUUUUUGGCGGUGAGUGAAGUGAACGGCAAGGUAGGUAGCUGUGACAUUGCUUGCGCUUUGAUCUGUUCCCAGAAAGAAAGAAGAAAGAAAGAAGAACGAGAUGCAGCAAGAUCAGCCGAAGAAGGGUAUUAAGGAGUUAGACUUUUUCACUGAGCAUGGGGAUGCCAACAGAUACAAGAUUCUUGAAGUUGUUGGGAAGGGUAGCUAUGGAGUUGUUUGUUCAGCAAUUGAUACACACACUGGGGGAAAAGUUGCAAUAAAGAAGAUUCAUGAUGUUUUUGAACAUAUCUCUGAUGCCAUUAGAAUCCUCCGGGAAGUCAAGUUGCUAAGACUCUUAAGACACCCUGAUAUUGUUGAUAUUAAGCGGAUCAUGUUGCCACCGUCAAAGAGGGAAUUUAAGGAUAUUUAUGUAGUCUUUGAGCUCAUGGAGUCUGAUCUCCAUCAAGUCAUCAAAGCUAAUGAUGACUUGACCCGUGAACACCAUCAGUUUUUUCUUUAUCAGAUGCUACGAGCAUUGAAGUAUAUGCAUACAGCUAAUGUAUAUCACAGAGACCUAAAGCCCAAGAAUAUACUGGCAAAUGCAAACUGCAAACUCAAAGUCUGUGAUUUCGGAUUGGCAAGAGUUGCAUUCAGUGAUGCCCCAACAACAACCUUUUGGACGGAUUAUGUUGCUACAAGAUGGUACAGAGCCCCAGAACUGUGUGGAUCUUUCUUUUCUAAGUAUACACCAGCAAUUGAUAUAUGGAGUAUUGGAUGCAUUUUUGCUGAGGUGCUGACUGGAAAGCCAUUGUUUGCUGGUAAAAGUGUUGUGCAUCAAUUAGAUUUGAUUACUGAUCUUCUUGGGACACCAUCACCUGAAACCAUUGGAGGAGUUCGAAAUGAGAAAGCAAGGAAGUACUUGAUGGAAAUGCGGAAGAAACCUCCCAUGCCUUUUGAAAAGAAAUUUCCAAAUGCUGAUCCAUUGGCACUUCGCCUACUGCAAAGGCUUUUAGCAUUUGAUCCAAAGGAUCGGCCAACUGCUCAAGAGGCACUAGCUGAUCCUUUCUUUAAGGGUUUGGCCAAAGUUGAGAGAGAACCUUCUUGUCAGCCAAUUUCAAGAUUGGAAUUUGAGUUUGAGAGAAGACGGGUUACAAAGGAUGAUGUCAGGGAACUAAUAUACCGGGAAAUAUUGGAAUAUCAUCCUCAACUACUUAAAGAUUACAUGAAUGGAUCUGAAGGCACUAAUUUUAUCUACCCUAGUGCAAUAGAUCAAUUUAGAAAGCAGUUUGCUUAUCUUGAGGAAAAUCAUGGUAAAAGUGGCCCAGUGAUUCCUCCAGAAAGGAAGCAUGUCUCCCUUCCAAGGUCCACUGUUCACUGUAGUACAAUUCCUCCUAGUACGCAGCCAUCUUUCGUUCCAUGCGAGGACAAGCAAAUGCCAGAAAAGGCAUCAAAGAUUUCGAGUGCUGUAGAAUCAAAUUCUGGAAGUCAACUAAGGAGUUCACGACCUCCACCAAGGGUUCCAGCAGCUAAACCAGGUCGAGUUGUAGGGCCAUUUCCGCACUACGACAAUGAGAAAAACACGAGAGACUCUUAUGACCAGAGGAUCUUCUACCGAAAUACUCUUCCUCAAGCAAUCUCUCCUCACUGUUUCCAUAGGUUACAAUCCACCGACACAAAAACUAAAUCAGAAACAUACAAGGAUAUUUCACAAGGAAAACAUCAGCUCUCAUCCCAGCAGUGUAGCAUGCCAGCCAGACCAGCUAUUGAUCUUAAUACCAACCCCUACUACCAGCAAGGAAAGGGUGAUCACAUAAAUGAUCCUGUUGCGUCUAUUGAUGCAAAAUUGUUGCAGGCACAAUCUCAAUUUGGUGCAGUUGGUGCUGCUGCAGUAGCUGUUGCAGCUCACAGGCAUUCAGGGUCCUUUCAGUAUGGAUUGUCAUAGGUUGGGAUAUUUUAGAGAUUCAACAACGACGAGAAAGCCUUAACUCACUGAGUGUUUUGGAGAUACGUGCUAUAUAUAAAUAUGCCUUAUGCCUGAGGUUGGAAGGAAGGAAGUUGAUCAAAUUUAAGGGUUAGGUCUGAUUUUCCAUUAUUGCUUUCAGAUUACCAUCGUUGUAAUUAUAUGUACAUCAUUCAAUUGAUUAAUAAAAAAUUGAUUGUUUCUCU
Molecule: messenger RNA, 2380 nt
Organism: Abrus precatorius (Indian licorice)
Lineage: Eukaryota; Viridiplantae; Streptophyta; Magnoliopsida; Fabales; Fabaceae
Product: mitogen-activated protein kinase 19-like
Exons: 10
Coding region: 336-2156 (606 amino acids)
Biological process (GO): intracellular signal transduction; protein phosphorylation
Cellular component (GO): nucleus; cytoplasm
Molecular function (GO): ATP binding; MAP kinase activity
Source: RefSeq, a predicted model, not a curated record